CGCCCACAGCCCUCGGUCUCCGCUCGUCUCACGCCCUCUCAGCCCAGCCCAGCCAGCAGCAGCAGCAGGUAGCCGCCAGCCAGGGUUCAGUCCGAGCCUCACAGCCAGGAGUGACCUGAACAGCACCUGCUCGACUCGAAUUUGCAUCGCUUCGCCCAGACAUCUCGACCUCCCCGUUGUUGUUGUUCACUCGUCACCCACCCCCCAACCCAACCCUCAAGAAAAAGAAAGAGAUAGACAUCUUUGCAAAAUGGGUCGUGUCAGGACUAAGACCGUCAAGAAGGCUUCCAGGGCUUUGAUUGAGAAGUACUACCCCAGGUUGACUUUGGACUUCCACACUAACAAGCGAAUCCUCGAUGAGGUCGCCAUGGUCCCCUCCAAGAGGCUGAGGAACAAGAUCUCCGGUUUCACCACCCACUUGAUGAAGCGAAUCCAGAAGGGACCCGUCCGAGGUAUCUCUUUCCGAUUGCAAGAGGAGGAGCGAGAGAGGAAGGACCAGUACGUUCCCGACGUCUCGGCUUUGGAGGUUGGAGAGACUGGUUUGGACAUCGACGCCGACACCAAGGACCUCCUCCGAUCUCUCGGAUUCGACGGUGCCAUCAACACCAACGUCGUCGCCGUCACCGGCCCCGAGCCCACCCGAGGGAAGCGAUACGUUCCCGGUGCCGCCAACUAAGCGAUCAAACUCAUUCGAUAAAGGAAUUCGAGUCGAGUCGGUGCGGGUCGUCCAUGCAUACGAUGGCUGGAUGGGACGUGCUGAUGGUCGUUGGGAGGUGGUUUUGGGCGUUGGAUCGAGUGUAU
This is a messenger RNA of Filobasidium floriforme, 801 nucleotides long. RefSeq names its product ribosomal protein S17e. Gene Ontology annotation, cellular component: ribosome. The transcript has 5 exons. Gene Ontology annotation, molecular function: structural constituent of ribosome. Bases 251 to 676 code for a protein of 141 amino acids. The record is from RefSeq and is a predicted model, not a curated record. NCBI's taxonomy places the organism in Eukaryota, Fungi, Basidiomycota, Tremellomycetes, Filobasidiales, Filobasidiaceae. Gene Ontology annotation, biological process: translation.